AUGCAACAUAUUUCAAUUGUUCACGAUUAUGUAGUGCUUUACUCCAAGAGGAUAUAUCAAAAAGAUAAAAGAUGGGCAGACGGAAGAUUGAAAUACUUCGAGUUUAAUCGAAAACUUGAGGUGAUAUCAGACGAUGGACUUCUCGUCUCCUCGGACUUCCUACCGUUGGAAAAGAGUUUAUUGAAAUCAGAUGGGCCAUUUGAGUUAGGAGAAAGCUACGUGUUGCCAAAUGGGGGUGUCAUGGUAGAAUUCGUGGAAUAUAACGGAAGUUCCAGUAGAGACAUCACUAGCUCUCUCAAAAAACCACCGGUGAAACGAAAUGUUUCAGCAAAAGAGCAGCAGCAUGAAUCACGCAAACAGUCAAGUGUACAAGAAAUUAUGAUUCCAGCAACCGAUUCCAAAAUAGAGCAAAGAUUGACGAGCCGCUUUGUAACAGGGAGUAAACCUCCCUUGACAAAAUUGACAUCCCUGGGUCUCAAUAGUCCAAAGAGUCUGAGAACUCGUUUUGACCUAAGGAAUCUUUCCUCAGACGAGAUAAGCCGCAGGUUUAAUUUGUGGGAUGAAAGAGUUCUGAGGUCGAAUUUCAGAAUACAAAAGGGCUCCAGUAGGAUUUUGAGCCUACUCAAUAAAACCGGUCAGCUGCCACAAAAUUUCUUGACCUAG
This is a messenger RNA of Australozyma saopauloensis, 663 nucleotides long. RefSeq lists its product as uncharacterized. The coding region runs from base 1 to 663 and encodes 220 amino acids. The transcript has a single exon. The record is from RefSeq and is a predicted model, not a curated record. Lineage: Eukaryota; Fungi; Ascomycota; Pichiomycetes; Serinales; Metschnikowiaceae.